This is a messenger RNA of Pseudozyma flocculosa PF-1, 4608 nucleotides long. RefSeq lists its product as uncharacterized. Gene Ontology annotation, molecular function: aspartic-type endopeptidase activity; nucleic acid binding. Lineage: Eukaryota; Fungi; Basidiomycota; Ustilaginomycetes; Ustilaginales; Ustilaginaceae. The transcript has 2 exons. Gene Ontology annotation, biological process: DNA integration; proteolysis. Bases 1 to 4608 code for a protein of 1535 amino acids. The record is from RefSeq and is a predicted model, not a curated record.
AUGACCGUUGAUCGCUGGUCGACCAACUCCUCGCCCGCCGACGACGUCGACGGACACAACGACCCGAUAGACGAGCCCGAAAGAUCCACCAAGAACAAGUUCCGCACAGACGACAAGAACCAGAAGACACCACCACAGACUCGUCCCGCCCGCAGACGCGCCCUAAGCGCCCCACCCUCAGCAUUCCACAUGGAUCCGCAAGUUUCCAACCUCACAGUCGCCAGCCGCCACAAAGGUCUCGACGCUACCGCACCUGUCAUCGAGGUCCCUCCCCCCGUCGACACGGGCCGAGGCCGCGCCCACGAGCGACAUCUACCCCUCACCGCAUACGUCGCCCUGGACAACGGCGACGCACAACUUUCACUCCUCGAUACCGGAGCGAACCUCUCCGUCAUCGACGAGGCACUUGCACACAAGCUCGGCCUGGCGCCCUUCAACGGCCCGACGCUCCACAUCGACGGCGUCGGCUCCGGACACACGUCAGGCUGGGUGACCUCUCGGUUGAUCAUUCCCGCUACAAGGCACGGACGACCGGUGCAACUGGCGACCGAGGCCGACUUCCACGUCCUCCCCGACUUCGGCCCGGGCCUUUGUCUCGGUCUAGACGUAGUCACCGCCCUGAAUGCAGUGCUCGACGUCCCUUCCGCCUCCGCAGAGGCGUUCGGCGCAACGUUCCCUAUCUUCGACACAAAAGGGAGGCCGCUGACCUCGAAACGCGCCGGACGUGCUCUGACGGCGAAGAGCAACACGACCAUUCCACCGCGAUGUCACGCGUGGGUUCCUUUCGACGCCCAUCUCCGGCCGGCGACCGACUACGUCAUCCAGAGCAGUGUGUGGACCGACGCCGAGGAGACCACCAACCUCGCCCUCCCGUCGGCCGUGAUCGACGACGUAACCGUCGCUAUCAUGGUAACCAACUUCGGCGACGACCCCGUCACGAUCAGGAGCAACACACGCCUCGGCACCGCCUUGCCCCUCGUCGCCGGCGGCGCAGGAGUCGGCGCAGGAUCGUUCACCCUCCAGAGUCGCCAGACGCCCGACGGCUCCCCAAGCAGCUCGGCCACGUGCCACACCAGCACUGGGGGUCCCGCACCUAGCGGCGGUGUAGGCGAGACGCCCGAUGAACAAGAAGGGAGAUCGCCUCCAACCGACUCCGCAACAGAUGACGCACCAGAGGAGGAAGUCAUGGCGGACCCCAGCAUCGCGCCAACGCCGAUCGACUUUGCGGAGGAUCCCCUCGCCAGACUCGCACCCGAUCCGACGGCGACGCAGAAGAUCGAUGGCGCGUUCAACGUUGGUCUCAACCAGGAUGGCAAACCGCAUCCAGAGAUCGUCAGCCUGCUCAGACGCCACCGCCAAGCCUUCUCGCUCGACGGCAGACCAGGUCGCGUCACGCUGCCGGGCACCGCGAUGCCGAUACCACUGCUCGAAGGCAAGGAGAUAACGCCAGAAGCCCCAAGGCGCUCCAGCCCCGAGAAGCGCAAGAUAGAGAGCGCGCAGAUCGAGCAGCUACGCGACUGGGAUGUGAUCGAACCGUCCACCUCACCCGCAUCCUUCCCAGUCCUACUCGUAAAGCAAGGCGCCAAAUGGAGAUUCUGCGUCGACUACCGGGGACUCAACAAGGUGUCCAAAGACGACCGGUACCCCCUGCCGCGCAUCGACGACAUCUUCGAAGCGCUCGCCGGCAACAGAUGGUUCUCCGGCCUGGACGCCAUCCGCGGAUACCAUCAGCUCGACAUCGAGGAGGCCGACAGGUGGAAAACGGCCUUCAUCUGCUCCGCUGGCCUUUUCCAGUACAAACGCGUCCCCUUCGGCCUCAAAGGCGCGCCCGCGUGGUUCCAACGCUUCAUGGAUCGGAUCCUCGGAAGGCUACGAUGGAUCCACGCCGUCGUCUACCUCGAUGACGUCGUCGUCUUCUCCAAGACGAUCGAACAGCACGUCGAAGCCCUGGACACCCUCCUCACCGCGGCGACGCAAGCCGGCCUCCGCUUCUCGCCUGACAAGUGCCACUUCGGCCUCCGCUCGCUCGCGCUCCUCGGGCGACAACUGUCCAGCGCCGGCGUGUCAGUGCAGCAAAGGAAGACGCAGGCGGUGCGGGACAUCGCAGCUCCGAAGACGCUUCAGGACCUCUAUCACGUCCUAGGGCUCUUCAACUACUACCGCGAGUUCAUACCGAGGUACGCCCAGCGCGCCCUACCGAUGACGCGACUGCUCAAAGGGCACCGGUACAAGCGGGUGGGCGACAGAGACAAGAAGUGGUCACUGGUCGACGAGCACGAUCAGCGCACGACGGCCUCACGCGUGGCUCUACAGUGGGGUCCCGAACAGCAAGCCGCCCUCGAUGACCUAAAGGACGCUCUGAGCUCGCCACCAACCCUCGCCUUCCCCGACUACACGCGACCUUUCAUCCUCUACACCGACGCCUCUCAAACAGCGUUCGCAGCCGCCCUCCAUCAGGACACCACCGCCCAGGCUUUUCCGCUGUCGUCAAUCACCCCUGCCACCACCGUGCCACUAUCGCUCGAGCGCAUCCGACAGGGCCAAGCGAGCGACACCGCUAUACGCGCCAUCCGGGCUCGCCUACAGGGUCGGUUCGACUCAGACACGCCGAGCGCGAGCGACGACGAGGACACCGACAGCGAGACAGACACGUCAGACGCAGUCGAAGCACCAACUGUCCUGACCGGGGGAGGCGGAAGCGCGCCACCCACGGCUCAACUCGAGGCACCGCACGAUGAGGAACACCCCGCGCCCGACACGACUCCGACAACGUCAGGCCGCAGCCGACCACGACCAGACGAUCACUUCGCCCUCCAAGAUGGCCUGGUAGUCUACGUCGGACCGCAUCGCACUCAGCGCAAGGUCUACCUUCCGUCAGCACUGCUCCACGACGCCCUUGCUGCGGCGCACGACCAAGGACAUUUCGGUCUAGCGAAAACGCUCCCCAGACUCGACGGACUCUACUACCCUCGACUCGCCACGCUUCUCCGCACCUACAUCGACAACUGUCCCCCGUGCUUGCGCACGAAAGCCAAGCCCCGGACCGGCCAGCUUUCCCUCGAGCGCACCGACGAGGCGUGCAAGCACGCGUUCCACUCGCUAUCGAUGGAUCUCGUCCUCGGGCUGCCCGUCAUCGACGGCCUGGACGCCAUCCUCGUAAUCGUCGAUAUGUUCUCCAAAACGCUGCUGACCGCCGCGUGUACCUCUACGAUCACGGCGGACGGCGUCUACCGCCUCUUCUCUCGCCUCGUCCUACGGCGCGGGUGGAACCCCAAAGUCAUCGUCACCGACUCCGACACCAGGUUCAUCGGCGAAUACGGUCGAGCAUUCGCCGCCCGCAUCGGCGCCGUCCUCCAACCAUCGGCGCCUUACCACCAGCAAGCCAACCCCGUCGAACGACACAUCCAAACGCUCAAACGCGUCCUGCGCACCCUCGCUCUGCAGUCGACGGGCACCUGGGUGGACGAUCUCGACGUGGCAGAGCCGGCGAUCAACGCCACUCCCUCGCUAGCCACCGGCUUCUCGCCGGACGACCUACUCUACAUCCACAAGCCCAACAGCGUCGAGCUUCCGUCAACCGCAGCCCUUGACGACCGACGCGUCGAGGCACGCGCGAGAGUCGAGGAGGCCGUACGGAACCUUCUCUCGUCACAGACCGCCGCCAAGGAACGCUUCGAUCGUCGCCACCAACCCCUGCCCGACCUCAGAGAGGGCGACAGAGUCUUCAUACGUCUGAAGGACAGACCCGUCCCGAUGGCAGGCACCGAACACCGCCUAGACCCCACCCUUCUCGGACCCUUCCCGGUCGAACAGGUCCUCUCCGACCACAGAGUCCGACUCGCCCUACCUCCGACUCUACGACUCGAUCCACACUUCGACCGUUCCCACCUUCAACCAUGCCCGCGGGACCCGGAUCCCUUUGGCAGACCGCUCGAGAGCUCGGCCGUCGACAACAGCGAAGAUGACGCUUCCGACACCCCCAGCCCAGCGCCACAAUGGGAGCUCGAACGAAUCGUCGGAACGAGAAACUACCGAGGCUACAAGCAGUAUCGAGUCCUGUGGAAGAACGACCCGAUGCCGACGUGGGAGUUCGAGGAUGACCUGCGUGAGGACAAGUGCGAUCAAGCCAUCUCCGACUUCCACGCCAACCUUGACGCCCUCCCAGCGCGACGGCGCAAGCGCAACGCCCGUCAAGCCUACACCCUUGUCGCCCAAGAUCUCGCCGUGUCCGACGCCGAGCUUUUGAUCCGCCACGAUCAGGCGCACCCCAGCCCCACGGAGCGCCCGAUCGCGUUCAUCUCCACACCCACCUCCGCGUCCGAGUCCAAACUCCUUGGCCUCGAACUCGAGAUGUCCUGCUUGGCGUGGGCGCUGCACCAACUCCGCCAUUACCUCGAGGGCGCCCCGGAGAUCAUCGUCGUAACGGACCACGCUCCUCUCGGCGCCGUCCUCAAAGCGUCCUCCAAGUCUCGCCGCCUCUUCACACCCCGCAUCGAGCGCCUACGCACAUACCUCCUUCCGUUCCUCGACUCACUCUCCUUCGUCCAUCGCGCUGGCAAGGCCCACGGCAACGUCGACGCCCUGUCCCGUCUGCCACACUCAUCCUAG